Messenger RNA from Morone saxatilis (striped sea-bass), 6138 nucleotides. Its product is annotated as myosin-6-like. The record is from RefSeq and is a predicted model, not a curated record. Lineage: Eukaryota; Metazoa; Chordata; Actinopteri; Moronidae. Gene Ontology annotation, molecular function: cytoskeletal motor activity; ATP binding; actin filament binding. Gene Ontology annotation, cellular component: myosin complex.
AUGGGUGAUGCUCUGAUGGCGGAGUUCGGGAAGGCUGCUCCUUACCUCAGGAAGUCGGAUAAGGAGCGUCUUGAGGCCCAGACUAGAGCUUUUGACAUCAAGACCGAAUGCUUUGUAGUCGACGAUAAAGUGGAAUAUAUGAAGGGACAAAUCCAAAGCAAAGACGGAGGGAAGGUGACUGUGAAGAAGGAGGAUGGAACAACGGUUACUGUGAAGGAGUUGGACAUCCACCCCCAGAAUCCACCAAAAUUCGAUAAAAUUGAAGACAUGGCGAUGUUCACCUUCCUCCACGAGCCGGCCGUGCUGUUUAACCUCAAAGAGCGUUACGCUGCCUGGAUGAUCUACACCUACUCUGGGCUCUUCUGUGUGACUGUCAACCCCUACAAGGGGCUGCCAGUCUAUGAUUCUGAGGUGGUAGCAGCUUACAGAGGGAAGAAGAGAACUGAAGCUCCUCCUCAUAUCUUCUCUAUCUCUGACAAUGCCUACCAGUACAUGCUGACUGACAGAGAGAACCAGUCUGUCCUCAUCACCGGAGAAUCUGGAGCUGGAAAGACUGUGAACACCAAGAGAGUCAUCCAGUACUUUGCCAGCAUCGCUGCAGUCGCUGGUGUCAAAAAAGACACCAGCAAGGGCACCCUGGAGGAUCAAAUCAUCCAGGCUAAUCCUGCGUUGGAGGCCUUCGGCAACGCCAAAACGUUGAGAAACGACAACUCGUCUCGUUUUGGAAAAUUCAUCCGAAUUCACUUCGGUACGAGUGGCAAGCUGUCGUCUGCUGACAUAGAGACGUACCUGCUGGAGAAGUCACGUGUCACCUUUCAGCUCAAGGCUGAGAGGAACUACCACAUCUUCUACCAGAUGAUGACCAACCACAAACCUGAGCUGCUGGACAUGCUGCUUAUCACCAACAACCCGUACGACUACUCCUACAUCUCCCAAGGAGAGGUAACGGUUGCCUCCAUCAACGACUCAGAGGAGUUGAUGGCCACUGACAGUGCCUUCGAUGUGCUCGGCUUCACUCCAGAUGAGAAGAUGGGUGUCUAUAAACUGACGGGCGCCAUAAUGCACUACGGCAAUAUGAAGUUCAAACAGAAGCAGCGUGAGGAGCAGGCAGAGCCCGAUGGGACAGAGGCUGCGGAUAAAACGGCCUACCUAAUGGGCUUGAACUCUGCUGACCUCAUCAAAGGGUUGUGUCAUCCCAGAGUCAAGGUAGGAAAUGAAUAUGUCACCAAAGGCCAAAGUGUGGACCAAGUCUACUACGCCCUUGGUGCUCUGGCGAAGUCAGUGUAUGAAAAGAUGUUCAAUUGGAUGGUGGUGAGAAUCAACCAAUCCCUGGACACAAAACAGCAUCGUCAGUACUUCAUAGGAGUGCUGGACAUAGCUGGAUUUGAGAUCUUUGAUUUCAACACUUUUGAGCAGCUUUGCAUUAACUACACCAAUGAGAAACUGCAGCAGUUUUUCAACCAUCACAUGUUCGUCCUGGAGCAAGAAGAGUACAAAAAAGAAGGUAUUGACUGGGAGUUCAUUGACUUUGGGAUGGACUUACAAGCUUGUAUUGACCUCAUUGAGAAGCCGCUGGGGAUCCUGUCGAUUCUGGAAGAGGAAUGCAUGUUUCCAAAAGCAAGUGAUCAAACCUUCAAGUCCAAGCUCUAUGAUAAUCAUCUGGGCAAGAACAAAAUGUUUGAGAAGCCGAGGGCUGCAAAGGGGAAAGCAGAAGCUCAUUUUGCCCUGGUUCACUAUGCUGGCACAGUAGAUUACAACAUCGGCAACUGGUUGGUCAAAAACAAAGACCCCCUGAAUGAAACUGUGGUCGGUCUUUACCAAAAAUCAUCUGUUAAGCUGCUCAGUGUUCUGUUUUCAAGCUAUUCAGCAGCUGACAGUGGUGACAAAGGAGGUAAAGGAGCCAAGAAGAAAGGUUCCUCAUUCCAGACUGUGUCUGCACUUCACAGGGAAAACCUGAACAAGCUGAUGAACAACCUGAAGACCACACACCCCCACUUUGUCCGCUGUCUGAUUCCCAAUGAGAGGAAAACUCCAGGGGUCAUGGACAACUGCCUUGUGAUGCACCAGCUGCGCUGUAAUGGUGUCCUGGAAGGCAUCAGAAUCUGCAGGAAGGGUUUCCCAAACAGGGUGCUCUAUGGAGACUUCAAACAACGGUACAGGAUUCUGAAUGCCUCUGCUAUCCCUGAAGGCCAGUUUAUUGACAGCAAGAAAAGUGCUGAAAAGUUGCUGGGAUCAAUAGACAUCGACCACAGUCAGUACAAGUUUGGCCAUACCAAAGUCUUCUUUAAAGCUGGCCUGCUGGGGACACUGGAGGAGAUGCGAGAUGAGCAACUCUCUCGAAUCAUCACCCGGAUCCAGGCUAAUGCCCGGGCAAUCAUCAUGAGGGAACAGUUUGCUAAGCUUGUUGAACGCAGAGAUGCCCUGAUGGUCAUCCAGUGGAACCUUCGCUCUUUUCUGGGUGUAAAGAAUUGGCCCUGGAUGAAGCUCUUCUUCAAGAUCAAACCCCUGCUGAAGAGCGCUGAGACUGAGAAGGAGAUGGCCAACAUAAAGGAUGAGUUCAACAAGUUGAAAGAAGCUCUGGAGAAAUCAGAAACAAGACGGAAGGAACUAGAGGAGAAAAUAGUGACUAUUCUCCAAGAGAAGAACGAUCUGACUCUGCAGAUUCAGUCUGAGCAGGAUACACUAACGGACGCUGAAGAGCGCUGUGAACAGCUUAUAAAGAGCAAGAUUCAACAGGAGGCCAAGCUGAAAGAGAUCACAGAAAGACUGGAAGACGAAGAGGAGCUGAAUGCAGAUCUCACAGCUAAGAAACGGAAGCUUGAAGAUGAAUGCUCUGAGCUGAAGAAAGAUAUUGAUGACCUGGAGCUUACCUUGGCUAAAGUGGAAAAAGAGAAACAUGCCACAGAGAACAAGGUGAAAAACCUGACAGAGGAGAUGGCAUCUCAAGAUGAAAACAUCAUGAAGCUAACCAAAGAGAAGAAGGCACUACAGGAGGCUCACCAGCAGACACUGGAUGAUCUUCAGAGUGAAGAAGAUAAAGCCAACAGCUUGACCAAAGCCAAAGCGAAGCUGGAGCAACAGGUGGAUGAUUUGGAGGGCUCAUUGGAGCAAGAGAAAAAAGUCAGGAUGGAUCUUGAGCGCUCAAAGAGGAAGCUCGAAGGAGACCUGAAACUGAACCAGGAGAGUUUGAUGGAUUUAGAAAAUGAUAAGCAGCAGUUGGAGGAAAAGCUAAAGAAAAAAGACUUUGAGGUUGUCCAAAUAAAUUCAAGACUAGAAGACGAACAGGUAGCUUCAGUUCAGCUCCAGAAGAAACUGAAAGAAAACCAGGCGAGAAUUGAGGAGCUAGAAGAGGAGCUGGAUGCUGAGCGUGCAGCCCGGGCCAAAGUUGAAAAACAGCGCUCUGAUCUUUCUCGAGAGCUGGAGGACAUCAGUGAGCGCCUGGAGGAGGCAGGUGGAGCAACAUCAGCACAGGUGGAAAUGAAUAAAAAGAGAGAUGCUGAAUUUCAGAAGCUGCGUAGGGAACUGGAGGAAUCUACCCUCCAACAUGAGGCCACCGCUGCCUCUCUGAGGAAGAAACAUGCAGACAGCGUUGCCGAACUAGGCGAACAGAUUGAUAACCUCCAGCGUGUCAAGCAGAAGCUGGAGAAGGAAAAGAGUGAACUGAAGCUAGAGGUGGAUGACUUGUGUUCUAACAUGGAGAGUGUGGUGAAGGCCAAGUCAAACAUGGAAAAGAUGUGUCGUACAAUGGAAGACAACAUGAAUGAGUACAAGAGUAAAUAUGAGGAAGCUCAACGGACCAUCAAUGACUUGACUACCCAGCGAGCCAAGCUGCUCACUGAGAAUGGUGAGUUUGGACGGCAGCUGGAGGAGAAGGAGUGUCUGAUAUCACAGCUGACCAGAGGGAAGAACUCGUACAACCAGCAGGUAGAAGAUCUACGCAGACAGCUGGAAGAGGAAGUCAAGGCAAAGAAUGCCCUCGCCCAUGCCGUACAGUCUGCUCGUCACGACUGUGAUCUGCUCCGAGAGCAGUUUGAAGAGGAGCAGGAGGCCAAGGCUGAGCUGCAGAGAGCUUUGUCCAAAUCCAACACAGAGGUCUCAGCAUGGAGGGCAAAAUAUGAAACUGAUGGGAUCCAAAGAACAGAGGAACUGGAAGAAGCUAAGAAGAAGCUGGUUCAGAGACUGCAGGAGGCAGAGGAGGCCAUCGAGGCUGUGAAUGCAAAGUGUUCCUCCCUUGAGAAGACCAAGCACCGCCUCCAAAAUGAGAUCGAAGACCUGAUGCUGGACCUCGAGAGAUCCAAUGCUGCAUCUGCAGCCCUGGACAAAAAGCAAAGAGCCUUUGACAAAGUCAUGGCAGAGUGGAAGCAAAAGUUUGAGGAGUCACAGUGUGAGCUGGAGAGCUCUCAAAAGGAAGCCAGGUCUCUGAGCACUGAACUCUUCAAACUGAAGAACGCUUAUGAGGAGGCCCUGGAUCAACUUGAAACAAUGAAGAGAGAGAACAAAAACCUCCAAGAGGAGAUCUCCGACCUCACUGACCAGCUUGGAGAGGGCGGCAGGAGUGCUCAUGAACUUGAGAAGAUUCGGAAGCAGCUCGAGCAAGAAAAGGCAGAGCUUCAGUCGGCACUGGAGGAGGCAGAAGGUUCUCUGGAGCAUGAGGAAAGCAAGAUACUGCGAGCCCAGCUGGAGUUCAACCAAAUGAAGGCCGACAUGGAGCGCAAGGUGGCUGAGAAAGAUGAGGAAAUGGAGCAGGCAAAGAGGAACUACCAACGGAUGCUUGAGUCGCUUCAAUCCUCUCUGGAAUCUGAAACCAGGAGCCGCAAUGAGGCCCUAAGAGUCAAGAAGAAGAUGGAAGGUGACCUCAAUGAGAUGGAGAUCCAGCUCAGCCAAGCUAACAGGCAGGCAGCUGAUGCCCAGAAACAGCUCAAGACCCUCCAGGCAUUCCUGAAGGACACUCAACUGCAGCUGGAUGAUGCCCAGCAUGGUAACGAUGACCUGAGAGAGAACAUUGCUCUCCUGGAACGCCGACACAACCUGAUCCAGGCCGAGCUGGAGGAAGUGAGGGCCGCCCUUGAGCAGACAGAAAGAAGUCGGAAACUGGCCGAACAGGAGCUGACUGACGCUACAGAGCGCAUGCAACUGCUGCACUCCCAGAACACCAGCCUGAUCAACCAGAAAAAGAAGCAUGAAGCGGACCUCCUGCACCUGCAGAAUGAGAUGGAGGAGGCCAUACAGGAGAACCGCAAUGCUGAGGAGAAGGCAAAGAAGGCCAUUACAGAUGCAGCCAUGAUGGCUGAGGAGCUGAAGAAGGAGCAGGAUACUAGCUCUCACCUGGAGAGGAUGAAGAAGAACAUGGAACAAACCAUUAAAGACCUGCAGCACCGUCUGGAUGAAGCUGAGCAAAUAGCCAUGAAAGGUGGCAAGAAUGAUAUGGCGUUUGUUUUCACUCUGGUCCAAACGCCGCGCCACUGGCAGGGCUUCAUGUUUCCAUCACUCCCGAUUGUUAAAAUGAGUCUCAAAGUAACGAUAAACUUUAACAACAGAGACACACGUACGCACUACACAGUACAGCUGAGUUGUCCUCCAGUUGAUAUGAUGUCCGGUUGGUCUCUGGUUGUGUUGGUGGUCUGUGGUGUGAUCAGUGCUCAGAUUCCCACUGGGGAUGCACAAGAUGGAGUCCUGGAGCAGCUGUUGGUCAGAGUGCAGAAGCUGGAGAAAGAGCUUGAAGACAGAGAUAAAUUUAAGGUGGCAUUCUCAGCCGCCCUCGUCGAGCAUGGAGCCGAGGUUACUUUGGGGCCUUUCAACACCAACACCACGGUGAUAUUCAAGAAGCUGAGGACCAACAUCGGCAACGCAUACAACCCAUUAACAGGCAUCUUCACAGCCCCUGUGAAGGGACUCUACUAUGCCCGGAUUACAGGCUGCGCCGGAGAGUCGGGGUUUAUGAACAUAGCGGUGAUGAAGAACGGGGUCAACAUGUUCGCCGUCAAAGACAACAAGGGCUUGCAUAGCAGUGCCUCCAAUGGCAUGACGCUGGCCCUGGAGCAGGGGGACCAGCUCUCGGUCACCCUUUGGAACGGGAACAUGAUCUUUGAUCACGGGCGGCUCAGCACCUUCAGCUGCUUCCUUGUCUUCCCCCUGUAG